Saccostrea cuccullata (small rock oyster) is the source of this 2035-nucleotide messenger RNA. RefSeq names its product acyloxyacyl hydrolase-like. Gene Ontology annotation, biological process: lipopolysaccharide catabolic process; negative regulation of inflammatory response. The transcript is spliced from 18 exons. Lineage: Eukaryota; Metazoa; Mollusca; Bivalvia; Ostreida; Ostreidae. Gene Ontology annotation, molecular function: acyloxyacyl hydrolase activity; calcium ion binding. The record is from RefSeq and is a predicted model, not a curated record. Bases 69 to 1775 code for a protein of 568 amino acids.
CUCUCGUCUGCAUCGUGAUAGUCAUGUGGUAUUCUGAGCACGUGUUUUUGUUUUGAUUUACGAGCAGGAUGUAUGUUUUAUCGCCUUUUUGUUUUGUUUUAACCUUUGGGUUAAUUUCGACAUCCCACUUGGAAUUCAUGACAUUUGGUACCAACGGGGGUACAAACUGCGCAGUGUGCACGGUAGUACUUGGUCUGGCGGAACAACUCUCUGUGAUACAUAAUGAGACCGUGGUCAAAGGACUGGAGAGGAUCUGUUACUUCCUGCCCGACCCGUACCAAGCAGCGUGUAAAGACUUUACCGACUUCAUCGCCGCGGAUAUUAUCAAAGUGUUUUCUAGGGACGACACGGUGGAUACAGCGUGUCACAAGUUAUCGUUCUGUUUCACAGAGCCCUACUCAGAAAUGUGUCACAUCUUCCCCAUCAGACCCAAACAAAGGCUUCAACUGGAAACAAUGCAGAGACAUAGACCUCAUCGGAUUGGGGCGAAUAUAUGCGAUAUACCUGGAAUCAAAAGGAUAUGCACCUGGAUAAAUGAUAUAUUCAGUAAACACGACCCUGCCAUAGACUUGGAUGGAGAUUUUCACAGCGUGUACCAAACUUUAAGAGGUACAUCUUGGCGAGGAAAAGAUUGCGAUGAUGAAAGGAAAGCCUUCCAUCCUGGUGCAAAACCAAUAAAUGGAGACAAAAGCGUAGAUUCCAACUGCAAUGGCAUAUACGGUGUGAACCCUGCUACUGGGCGUGACUAUGAGGAGGAGUUGUGUGGGACCAGUCAACCCCGCGGUGUCGCUGUUCUCGGCGACUCCAUUGGUGCUCAUUUCCAUCUGCCAAGGGAAUGGUUCAACGCCACGGAGAUGUCUCUGAAAGUGUUCGAACCUCUUCCGUUUAUUUUGGAGAAUGAACUCGACUGGCCAGAGUUCUCGUCGACCACAGCUUUUAUGAACAAUACAGAGAAGUUUCAUGACGUAUUACACGGACCUAUAGAUUCCAUGUACAUGAGGAUGUUCGAUAGAAAUCACUGUAAUCACCGGGACUACCAGAACAUUGCCGUGAACGGAGCAAGAGCGUCCUCAAUGGCUGAUACUAUACAGUUUAGUCUCAAAAGAAACGUCACCGAUGACCAACCGAUGAUUGUCUUCUAUGCUCUUGUUGGCAACGAUGUUUGCAACGGACACCAUGAUACUUUUAACCACAUGACAACUGCGGAAGAAAUGAAGAAUAAAUCUAUAAGCACACUGAAUUUCUUAACAAAGGUUCUUCCAAAAGGAAGUCACGUGUUUUUCGUUGGACUAGCGGACGGAGCUGUUUUAUAUAAGGCGCUUAGUGACAGGGUUCAUCCGAUUGGUUCUCUGCGGAAUGACGUCACAUACUCCAACUUCUAUGACUAUUUUAAUUGCUUAGAGAUAUCUCCAUGUUUAGGAUGGAUGAAUACUAAUGCAACCAUACGAGAUCUAACAACAAAGAGAGCCAUGGAGCUGAGUGAAGCACUGAAAGAGGUCGUGACCUCCCACCAAUCUUCAUUCUCAAACUUCAAAUUAUAUUACGUGGAAAAUCCUAUAGAUCAAGUUUUGAAUGAGUGGACAAAACAGGGCGGAGAGGCGUGGGAGCUCCUAGAACCGGUGGACGGAUUCCACUCUAAUCAGCAUGGACAAGCCCUCACGGCUAAGGCUGUUUGGGAAAAUCUGGAAAAAUUGUACCCCGACGUGCUAGGACCAGUGAAUCCCAAUAAUUCCAAGAUUAAAUCUUUAUUUGGGAACCAGGGAGGCUAUCUCUGAUGUUGUUGUAAUGAGUACAGGAAAAAAGGACAGGGCUGUGCAAAGUUUCUUUUUGUAAUGGGUUUUGGAAAAUAGGACUGGGUUGUGCAAUGUUUCUUACAUAUCUCAUUCCGUGUACAGCAUGUACAAAUGAAGUUGUGAAUGAACAAUUGAAUAUCAAGGAAUAUUUUUGCUUAUUCUAAGAAUAUCUGUAUAAUUUUAAUUUAUAUAUUCUAUGUUUUUACGAUACAUUUGAUGUUCUCAGUGAAAAUAAAACAAGG